AUGUAUUCUGUGGAGUGGCAGAAACGAGGAUUGCCACAUGCACACAUUUUGAUUUGGUUGGUUGAAAAUAUAAGGCCAAAUGAAGUUGAUGCAGUGAUAUCAGCUGAAAUCCCUAAUGUACAAGUAGAUCCUGGAUUGCAUGAGGUAGUUAUCAAAAACAUGAUACAUGGUCCCUGUGGAACUCUUAAUCAAAAUUCACCGUGUAUGAUGGAUGGUAAAUGUUCAAAACGAUAUCCACGGACAUUAAUAUCGGAAACAAUUACUGGUAAUGACGGUUAUCCAUUGUAUCGUCGCAGAUCGACAGCAGACAAUGGAAAAUCAACAAUUGUCAAAUUAAAUCAACAAGAUAUUGAAAUAGAUAAUCGUUGGAUUGUUCCAUAUUCACCCAUUUUAUCAAAGACAUUCAAAGCACACAUCAACGUUGAAUCUUGCCAUUCAGUGAAAUCUAUUAAAUACAUUUGCAAAUAUGUAGCCAAAGGGAGUGAUAUGGCUGUGAUUGGAAUUGGUGCAGAGAAUUCCAAUGAUGAAGUUACCCAAUACCAAAUGGGCCGCUAUGUCAGUAGUAAUGAAGCAGUUUGGCGAAUAUUUUCUUUUCCUAUUCAUGAGAGACACCCUUCUGUUGUUCACUUAGCUGUGCAUUUAGAAAAUGGACAAAGAGUGUAUUUUACAGCACAGAACGCAGUACAAAGAGCUGCUCAGCCACCAUCUACUACAUUAACCAGUUUUUUUGAGACAUGCCAAAACGAUGAUUUCGCACAAACAUUGCUAUAUUCUGAAAUGCCAAAAUAUUAUACCUGGAAUCAAUCCUCAAGGAGAUUUAUACGACGGAAACAAGGAAAACCAGUUCCAGGAUAUACAGAUUUACGAACUGUUGAUGGUGAAUUGUGUGUAUCCUACAGAGAAGCCUGUCAACGUUUGCAAUUGCUUGAAAAUGACGCUCAUUGGGAUCAAACUCUCAAUGAUGCUGUAAUAUCAUCACACGCUCAUCAAAUACGAACAUUGUUUUCUAUAAUCAUAUCUACAUGCUUCCCAUCAAGCCCAAUUGAUUUGUGGAUCAAGUACAAAGAUUAUAUGUGUGAUGAUAUUUUGUAUCAAAUACAGAAUAGAAUGGGAAAUCCAAAUAUACAAAUCAGUGAAGAAAUUUACAAUGAAGCAUUGAUUUCAAUUGAGGACAUGUGCUUGAUAAUGUCAAACAAACUAUUAAUUCAAUUAGGCCUGACCGCGCCCAAUCGUCCAAUGCAUGACGCUUUUAACCAAGAGUUGCAUCGAGAAAGACUGUAUGAUCUCAACGAUUUGAAAGAAUUAUUCAAACAAAUCUUCCACUGUUAA
Molecule: messenger RNA, 1329 nt
Organism: Aphis gossypii (cotton aphid)
Lineage: Eukaryota; Metazoa; Arthropoda; Insecta; Hemiptera; Aphididae
Exons: 2
Coding region: 1-1329 (442 amino acids)
Source: RefSeq, a predicted model, not a curated record